Penicillium antarcticum is the source of this 1983-nucleotide messenger RNA. RefSeq lists its product as uncharacterized. The coding region runs from base 1 to 1983 and encodes 660 amino acids. The record is from RefSeq and is a predicted model, not a curated record. NCBI's taxonomy places the organism in Eukaryota, Fungi, Ascomycota, Eurotiomycetes, Eurotiales, Aspergillaceae. The transcript has a single exon.
AUGGCUGACACCAGCUUACCUGAUUACAAAACUCUCUAUCUGCAGGCGGAAGAGAGACGAAAGCAGGAGGCAGAAGGGAGGCGGCAGGCAGAAGAGCGCGAGAAGCGGGAAGCAGAAGGGAGGCGACAGGCAGAAGAGCGCGAGAGGCAGGCAGAAGAGCGCACCCGACAGACCACUUUCACAGAGCUCAUUCAGCACUGCCAUGUCCUUCUCUCCCGAUCACUGAGAGUCGAUUCACCAUCUCGCUCAACAACUGGAAAAAUACCUCUUCCCAAGGGAAAAUACUGCCCAACUCGAUUGGAACAUUGGACCGACUGUCCAAAACAGCUCUCAGAGGUCUACGAGUCCGUCUGUCAAUAUCUUCACCCGGAGCGGGGACCGGAGCCUCGUCUGUUUUCGUCUGUGGCUGAAAUAGAAGGGCUUGGCCGUCGAUUUGCUCGCAGCCCACUGAGCAGCGAGCAAGAGCUUGAGGCCUAUGAGCGAUUUGGCGUUGAAGAACAUGUUCACGAUAUUAUAGCCGAGCUUUGCAAACUGCCAGCUGCUUGUGAGGAGUUCCGGCUCGGAGAUGGAAUCCAGUUUAGCAAUCAUAAGAAUUCCCUGAACGAAAAUGAACCCACGGAGGUUGAAGCAAACGAGCUACCCAGCACAAGUCAACCACGGCCUGACCAGUUCUGCAUCAACCGUGUCGACGGUAACUCGACCACCAUUCUGACGACUGUCGAGUACAAGCCACCUCACAAGCUGCCUACUGCAACUAUGCGCAUAGGACUUCGGCCAAUGGACCUCUGGAAGGAUGUGGUCCGAGCCAAUAAAACAUCAACCGACCAGGAAAAAAAGGUGAGGCACAACGCAGAGCGGCUCGUCUGCUCCGCCAUUGUGCAGGAAUACCAUGUUAUGAUCCAAGAAGGACUCGAAUAUUCAUAUCUGACCAAUGGGCUUACCCGCGUUCUCCUCCGUGUUCCGCCCGACCAGCCUAGCACGCUCUACUACUUUCUCUGUGACCCUCACAGCGAAAUGACCCCAGAAAGCGAUAUUGCUUCCCGGCUAUGGAAAUCCUCUGUUGCGAGGGUACUGUGCCUUUGUUUGAUGGCGUUCCGUUCACCUACCAGAGGGCAAGAAUGGAGAAACCGAGCGCACCCAGAUCUUCAUACAUGGCAAACAAGCUUUGACCACACACGCUCACAAAUCCCAGGAAAGGAGCUACAGCAGAUUCCCCACUCCGAUAGCACCAACCCCGAAUUUCCGAGUCCAGAGACUGGCUCAUCCUAUGCACUACCAUCGUCAUCUCCGUUACCAGCUCCCUCAGAGGGCCGUCGAGUGCCUACACGAUCUCAAGCGAGCUGUGCACCUUCGGAGGUUCGACCGCGGUCGCAGUCACCUGGCUCGUCCGGCUCCGACACAAAUCAAGCAACUGGCCAUAAGCGCAGGAUCAGUCAGGUCACGCCUUCACCGUCCGCUCGGCGAUCAGGCCGCCAGCAAAGGGCAGGGCACGACCAAGACGAUCAUUCACAGCGCCGCGCCGCGCAAUUCUGCACGCAACGGUGCUUACUUGGCUUGCAGACCAGGAAAGAUCUGGAUGAGUUGUGUCCAAACGUGGAUCAUCAUCGCCGGGGCCAGACCGAUCCGACUCAGCAUCCGAUAUCGGCCGAGGACUUGAUUUUUUCGUUGAAGAACCAGCUGGACGAGAACAUAGAUCGCUGCAUACCCUUCGGCGGUUGCGGCUCAUACGGCGCUCCGUUCAAACUGACCUGCAUGAAAUAUGGCUACACAGUUAUCGGGAAAGGCACCACUUCAGGGUUGUGGAAAGAAGUUUCCCGCGAAGCGGAGGUGUAUCGAGUGCUGCGCAAGGUCCAAGGAUCCGCUGUGCCUGUCUUCUUGGGUGCCAUGGAUCUGGCCAAAAUCUAUUUUCUUCAUGGCGCUGGACAAAUCCGCCACAUGCUUGUAAUGGGCUGGGGGGGGAAAGCACGGCGACGAUGGAGCUGA